AAAGCAAAUUAAUUUGGCGCAUUUUAAAUUCUUGCAACUGAUUGUCAAUAAAAACAAAAAAAAUCAUGGCACAGUCUAGCAUGAAGGUGGAUCUCUCCAAUUUCUUCAAGGAUGAACGUAGUCAGUCGUUGGUUUUCAUCAAUUCGACUUGGCAAAACAUCAAGGACGUACAAGAUCAUAUCCAAAAUCUAUUUAGUUUGAAAAACAUUAACCUGCUUACCACUGAUGGAUGUUUUUUGCCUCCAAAGGAAUCUAUCAAAGUGCUUAAUUCAGCCAAAGGACUUAAAGUUUUCCAAUUUGCUGGUCAAGACAGGAACACCUUUGAGAGUCCUGCACCAGUAAAAUCCAGCAAGAAGCGUAAGAGUCGUUCCGCCGAUGAAGAAGUUCACAUAUCCGCAUCCACUCCUCUCCGGUCUUCGAAGCGCUUUAAAAUACAAAAUAAUCCAAAAUGGGUGGACAUUACCUCAGACAAAUCUCGUGAAAAAUCGGAGAACCGUGAUGAGGCGGAUCCUGGACACUCUUUGAAGUCAAAGCGUUCUAAACAAAAAUGCCAUGCUGAAUCCCACGAAAUAAUAGCGGAUAAGGAAAUACCAAAGAAGGAAGGUUUUCUUCGGCCUCCGGCAAGUUCCAAAACCAAGAAGAAGCCGAAGUCAAAGGAAGUUUAUGCGGCGAAAUUCGAUUUAUCAGCUGCAGAUAAGGAUCCUGAUCUAGCGAUUUCUAACCUUGAGGAGCCAAACCUGUCAACAAACAAUAACCACGCCAAGAUCGCUUCAACUUCUGAAAGUUUGAAAAACUCAACUUUAUCGAAAUCGCCUGAGAUUUCACUUACAACCUUUGUGGAACAAAAAAAUGAAGAAAUUUCUAUUUCAAGAAAGAACAUUUCUGAUGCAGCUGAGCGGAAGGAGGAAGCACCCAUUCGUCCUUCAAUUUUAUUUCGUUGCCCUCUCUCGGAACUGGACUCCAACAUUGCGCGCACAUUCAAAUUACCUAUUAAAAAAACGCAGGUUGAAAUAAUUGAAAAUAUAAUUCUAAGGCCCUUAAACGGGAAUCUUGCAGCGCAGAAAGAACCUAAAAAAAAUGAAGCAAAGCCUUUACCAGUUCAAGAGGAGGUGAAAAACCUAGCAGUUAACGGAAAUGAAUCAUCAAAUGAGUUGUUAAAACCCGAGUCCCCUCAAGAAGUGGAAGUGCCAAGAGAGGCGAUUCAAGCAUCUCCAAAAGGUAAAGAGGAUAACACAGAAUCUAAAGAAAUCACUUUUGCUGAAACAACUGAGAAAAUAAUUGAAGCUGAAAUAACUUAUCCAGAGGAUCCAUUUAGAGCUGAUACCACUCUUCCGAAAGAUACUACAAAAACUGAAGCCAUCCCUCCAGGCGACUCAACUGGGACUGCGACUGAACCUGACGAUUCUGCUGAAACUGAACUUAUUCUUCCGGACAAUACAAUUAACACGGCUUUAGGUCUUUCAGCCCAUACGACUAAAACCGAAGCAGCUUUGCCAGACGAGGCAGAUAGUUCCCUCAUAAAAACCGAAGAAGAAUCUAAGGAUAUACAAAUCCCACCAGCGCGCAUUUGCACUGAUAAUUUUAUUUCAGAUUCUGACGAUGACGUGAUGCUGGUGGAUGACACCAACAUAGAUGAUUCGGACUCUGAUGUGGAGGCCGUUCCAGACUCCAAGGAAAAAGGAACCUCAGAUAUUAUUGAGGAUCUAUUGCAGACUGCAACUUCGCUAACCAGCUUGCCAACAAGGGGAGAUACGAUUUUGUUUAAGCUGCAAAAGAUCAAAGGAAUUGCUAGUUCAGGCACAACUGAGUUUAUCGCCGGCAAUUGCACUUAUGUAAACCGCCGCACCAAAACGAUCACUGUUGAGACCAUAACCAUCCCCCCUGGAAUUAAACGCAUUUUGAGCCAAUAUGUGAGCAGCUUAGACGAUUCUUCAGAAGAAUUGCCUACUUUAAGCAUUAAUAUUAAGGACAUGAUAGAUGCCAAAAUCGUGGUAGCCACAAUAGACUAAUUAAGUGUACAUUCAUCUGUUCUACCUUCAGGGAUUCGUAUUUUUUAUGGUUUUUAAAAUAUAAACGAUUAAGCAACA
Drosophila ficusphila is the source of this 2087-nucleotide messenger RNA. Its product is annotated as coilin. The record is from RefSeq and is a predicted model, not a curated record. The transcript is spliced from 6 exons. Lineage: Eukaryota; Metazoa; Arthropoda; Insecta; Diptera; Drosophilidae. The coding region runs from base 66 to 2009 and encodes 647 amino acids.